CUUCUUUAAAUUUAGAUUAUGAUUUUCUUUUUUUAUACAAGGCAAAGUUCAACUUGAAAAACACAAAUGAACCAUUUUCAUUCGUCUCACUGCUCUGCACCGUCUUAUGCAUAAAUGUGUGAUGGUCUUCUCGCUAAUUGAGUCUCGAAAAUGGUUCACAGUCAAUGGAAGGCAAAGAUUGUGCCAUCCAUUGCCAUAUCUGAGAGUAGGGCAUAUGUGCAUACAAAUUAUGUUCAAAACCAGUGGAGGGAGACCUAAGAAGAAAAUGUACUAUAGAGUAAAUGAUCUAGACAGAGUCAUGGAGCUUCAGAAAAAACCAUCAUUGAUUUUACGCUUAAAAUCCAUAAUUCAAUCACAGAGAAAACAAUGUGUCCUUCUUAGAGACCUUGAGAAAGAAGUUGGAUUUGUGCAAAAGUGGAAUUUCAUGGGUAUUAUUGAAAAAUAUCCUAUGAUAUUCCGUGUCACCGGUGGUAAUGGAACUCCACCGAUGGUUAUGCUGACUGAAAAGGCUGAUAAAAUAGCACUAGAAGAAGAUAAAGCAAGAGUGCAAAUGGAACCUAUUUUGGUCAAGAAUCUAAGGAAGUUGUUAAUGUUGUCGGUUGAUUGCACGUUGCCACUGGAAACCAUUCAACUGAUUGAGAAUGAUUUGGGCUUGCCUAAUGACUUCGGGCAAUCGCUGAUUCCAAAAUACCCACAAUUUUUCUCAGUGAAAGACGUGAAUGGAAGAACAUCCCUUCAGUUAGAAAAUUGGGAUUCUUAUCUAGCUGUCACUGCCCGGGAGGAAAGGUUGGCGUGUGAAGGGAUCCUGACUUCAAAAGAGAAGGUUAGAGUAUUGAAAGAUGGAAACUACUUCGGUCCCUUCGCGUUUCGAAUGCAUUAUCCUGCAGGAUUUAGGCCGAAUAUGAACUACCUUAAGGAAAUUCAGAAAUGGCAGAAGAUGGAGUUCCCUUCUCCAUACUUGAAUGCUAAAGGAUUUGAACUUGCUGAUCCCAAAGCUCAAAAGAGAGUAGUCGCAGUGCUUCACGAGCUCCUCAGUUUGACUAUGGAAAAGAGGUUGACAUCUGCUCAAAUAGAUGCAUUUCAUACCGAGUUACGGUUACCAGCUAGACUUUUGCUUUGCUUAAUCAAACAACACGGUAUAUUCUACAUCACUAAUAAAGGUGUCAGGAGUACCGUGAUACUUAAAGAGGCUUAUGAUGGGUCUAAUUUGAUCUGUAAAUGCCCUCUGUUAUUAUUUAGGGAUAAGUUUAUAGCACUUACAGGAAGAAGCGAUAUUGAUUCAUGUAUCAGUGCUCCAACAUAGUUUAUAUAAUGAGAAGAAUGGUUGACACUGUAUUCUGUUCUUUUUACCCUGUUUCUCAUGGGUCUUGAUCUGUAUUGUGUUAAUCAGUAAUACGAAUGGUCAAGAUAUUGGCAAUGAUGUA
Messenger RNA from Solanum lycopersicum (tomato), 1424 nucleotides. RefSeq names its product protein WHAT'S THIS FACTOR 1 homolog, chloroplastic. Gene Ontology annotation, molecular function: RNA binding. Lineage: Eukaryota; Viridiplantae; Streptophyta; Magnoliopsida; Solanales; Solanaceae. The record is from RefSeq and is a predicted model, not a curated record.